This is a messenger RNA of Salvelinus fontinalis (brook trout), 2971 nucleotides long. RefSeq lists its product as uncharacterized. The record is from RefSeq and is a predicted model, not a curated record. Lineage: Eukaryota; Metazoa; Chordata; Actinopteri; Salmoniformes; Salmonidae. The transcript is spliced from 2 exons. The coding region runs from base 1546 to 2451 and encodes 301 amino acids.
CUCACACACACACACACACACACACACACACACACACACACACACACACACACACACACACACACACACACACACACACACACACACACACACACACACACACACACACACACACACACACACACACACAGUUCUACAUACAUUUGUGUGGCUGAAUUUUUGGACUGCCACCCCUUCCCCCAUGAAACAGACCCCCCAUGACACGGGUUAGCAUUAACAUAGUAGCAUCUACAGAAGGCCAGGCACCACUCUGAUGAAUAUGGAGGAACAAGGGACCACUAAACAAGAUGCUUCUCCUGAAUAGACCCCUCCUCCAUGACAUGGUGACACGUGCUAGCAAAGUAUCCCCAUUCAUAACAUCUAUAGUGUGGACUACAGUAGACCCUUAACAGCUUCCCCCAAUAGACCCCCCAUGACAGGGACUAGUAGGACAGUAGACUAGCCCCCCCUCCCCAUAUGCUACUGUAUGACUAUGUGGAACUGGUCAACAGAGGCCAUUGUUUGGGUGCUACCCUCAACAGACACCACGGCACCGUGACCCCCUCCCUGUUCCCUCAUCGAGUGUCAGUGUGUCCAGUGUAGUGAGCAGUAAUAUUUGAUAUGUGUAUAUACAGUAUAUAUCAGUGGAGGCUGCUGAGGGGAGGACGAUGAAUAACAAUGGCUGGAACGGAGUGAAUGGAAUGGCAUCAACCCACGUGUUUUAAUGUCUCUGAUACCAUUCCUCCUAUUCUACUCCAGCCAUUACCACGAGCCCACCUCCCUAAUUAAGGUGCCACCAACCUCCUGUGGCAUAUAUACCUCACAUGCAACUCAUAACAAGACUAAGCAAUGUUUAUCUCACUCCAUAAAGAUCAUUAAAAUAUACAAGCAAGCAUUAGGCAAUGAGUUAAUGUAGACUAGCAAGAAUUGGUCUGAGAAUUGUACACUACACAAGUGUUAGCUGAGGGGUUGAAUGAACUACGGACAUCACAGCAUCAGACCUCUUGACUUGUUCGCCUUUAAUGUUCAGUGCAGCAAAGUCUACAUUUACUCAACAAAGUGCCAUUAUCAAAUCACAUUCAUUAACGUCAGGGUCAGAGUUCAAUGCAAUGAUUUCUGUCGACAAAUCACAGAAGCAAACGCAACACUUAAGGGAAGCGGGUGAGAGGAGAAGAGAACGGGUAAUAUUGCUGUACUCCACUAACUCUUAGCCUCUCUCCCCUCCCCCACACACUCUCCCAGUCAGAUUUAGGAAGCACAAAGUCAUGGUAAGUUGCUUUUAUAUUUCAUAUUUUAUUUAUUUGCAGAGGAAAAAUGCACAACGGCCCCCCCCCCGCAGAGCAACUCCACUAACAGUCCCAUGUUUACCGUGCAAUAAAGUCGGCAUUUUGUGUCAACACUGUGCACUGUGAUUGGUUAACAUCAGCAUGAAAUGAACUCUGGAUUGAUUCGGUUCAGUUCCAGUUCUAGAAGGUUUGGCAGAAUCACGACUCUUUGGAGGUGAUGCGUACACAUUACAUUUGUGAUAGAUACACAUACAUUUAGGCGAGUCAUAGAAGAAAUAUCAUGGUGGGUCGCAGUCAAGUCACUAGUUUAGGUCUCAGUCAAGUCAGUAGUUUAGGUCCCAGUCAAGUCAGUAGUUUAGGUCCCAGUCAAGUCAGUAGUUUAGGUCCCAGUCAAGUCAGUAGUUUAGGUCCCAGUCAAGUCAGUAGUUUAGGUCCCAGUCAAGUCAAUAGUUUAGGUCCCAGUCAAGUCAGUAGUUUAGGUCCCAGUCAAGUCAAUAGUUUAGGUCCCAGUCAAGUCAAUAGUUUAGGUCCCAGUCAAGUCAGUAGUUUAGGUCCCAGUCAAGUCAGUAGUUUAGGUCCCAGUCAAGUCAAUAGUUUAGGUCCCAGUCAAGUCAAUAGUUUAGGUCCCAGUCAAGUCAGUAGUUUAGGUCCCAGUCAAGUCAGUAGUUUAGGUCCCAGUCAAGUCAAUAGUUUAGGUCCCAGUCAAGUCAGUAGUUUAGGUCCCAGUCAAGUCAGUAGUUUAGGUCCCAGUCAAGUCAAUAGUUUAGGUCCCAGUCAAGUCACUAGUUUAGGUCCCAGUCAAGUCAGUAGUUUAGGUCCCAGUCAAGUCAGUAGUUUAGGUCCCAGUCAAGUCACUAGUUUAGGUCCCAGUCAAGUCAAUAGUUUAGGUCCCAGUCAAGUCAGUAGUUUAGGUCCCAGUCAAGUUACUAGUUUAGGUCCCAGUCAAGUCAGUAGUUUAGGUCCCAGUCAAGUCAAUAGUUUAGGUCCUUCUUUUCAAGAUGUCCUAUCUGUGCCUUUGCUAGCGUCACACUCCCCCUCUCUUUCACACACAGCCAAGCAAGCAAAACAAACAAACAUACAUGCAGCCAUAUGUAAGUUAUCCUGUGCAUUAUCAAUACAUACAUAUGUAUAUAUAUAUAUUACAAAAUAUAUGUCACCCUCUCUGUGCUAUAUAAUGGUUGGUUGAUUGAUACUUAAUAUUUGUUCAGUAGCUUCUCCAUCACCUCCAAUACGUCUCAGUAUAAUGUCUGGACAUAAGCUUCUGGCCUCCAGGUUUUACACUGAAGGGGAUUUUGCAUAAUUUGACAGUUGUUCAUCUUUCAUAUGGACUAUGUUCUCUAUAUAUCAUUGAAACCUGCAUAGUACGUGUGUAUACUGGUUUUGUAUGUACAGGAUAAUAUCAGUACACCGAGAAACAACUUUUAAAAACCAUACAAUAUAUUUGAUUGCGUCCCCGUGUGCACACUAGAUCUUUUCAUUUAUGAGUUAAACUUAAAAUGAUUGUGGAUGGAUUAUGUUCAACAUAAAGACAGACAGUUGGAAGAAUGAUACGAGUGUUCAUGAACGUGGAUUGUAGGUGAUUACGGGGUGAUUUUCGCGCCAAAAUAAAUUGAAUCGGAAUUCAAUUUCUUUUGGCACUAAAAUGACUCCAUAAAAGGAGUCCGCCACUUCAAUCAGUUUAACAAGACAUGGAAAUGAAAAAUAAA